This is a messenger RNA of Trichoplusia ni (cabbage looper), 1899 nucleotides long. It is a transcript of the gene Aduk, whose product is annotated as serine/threonine-protein kinase ULK3. The transcript has 13 exons. Gene Ontology annotation, biological process: autophagosome organization; autophagy; protein autophosphorylation. Gene Ontology annotation, cellular component: cytoplasm; autophagosome. Lineage: Eukaryota; Metazoa; Arthropoda; Insecta; Lepidoptera; Noctuidae. The record is from RefSeq and is a predicted model, not a curated record. The coding region runs from base 131 to 1549 and encodes 472 amino acids. Gene Ontology annotation, molecular function: ATP binding; protein serine/threonine kinase activity.
CAUAAUGUCAAAAUCAACUGACAUUGUACAAUCGUUAUCAUUAUCAAUUGAGUGACUGAAUAUAUUAAUAUUAUAGAAAUAAAAACAAAUAAUGACUGAAAUAGUGUUAAAAUAACAGUUAAACUACAAAAUGGCGUUUCCUAAAAUAGAUGGUUAUGUUGUGACUGAAAAGCUCGGCUCUGGAAGUUACUCAACGGUGUACAAGGCAUAUACAAAGGUGGGAGCCCGAUCGGUAGUUGCAAUAAAAUGUGUGGACAAAUCCCGUGUGAAGUACUCGGGGUCAGCAGUAGACAACCUGAUUACGGAGAUAAGACUUCUGAAGUCCCUGACGCACCCACAUAUAGUACAAAUGAAGAAUUUCACAUGGGAUGAUAAAAACAUAUACAUUAUAAUGGAGUAUUGCUGUGGUGGAGAUAUGUCGAAAUACAUUCACCGAUACGGCAGGGUCCCGGAGAAACAGGUUUUAUAUUUCCUACAACAAUUAGCUUCUGCGCUCAAGUUUCUAAGAGAAAAAGGUGUAGUACAUAUGGACCUUAAACCUCACAACCUGUUACUCCACAAGGGAUCAGAUGGAAAAUAUAUGUUGAAAGUAGCGGAUUUCGGUUUCGCGCAGCACCUCUCGGCGGAGUCCGGGCGCUCGGUGCGCGGGUCGCCGCUGUACAUGGCGCCCGAGAUGCUGCGCGGACACUACGACGCCAGGGUCGACCUGUGGAGCGUCGGUGUUAUUAUGUACGAGUGUCUGUUCGGCCGCGCUCCCUACUCCUCCAGCACUUUCAAGGAGUUGGUGGAUAAAAUACAGAGGCAGGCGCCUAUUGAGAUCCCUCCGAAGUCUUCGAUCUCUCCUGGCUGUCAGGACCUGCUGUCGCGGCUGCUGCAGCACGACCCUGACCGGAGGAUCACGUACGAGGAGUUCUUCAACCAUGAAUACUUGGAUCUGGAGCAUAUGCCGUCCAAGGAGAACUAUGAGAAGGCGGUGUCGCUGAUCAAGCGCGCCAUCUCGCUGGACGCGGCGUGCGAGUGGCGCGCGGCGCUGGGCGCGUACGGCGCGUCGCUGGCGCUGCUGGUGCCGGCCGCCGCCGCCGAGGCCGACGCGCUGCGCCGCGCCGCGCUCGCCGACAAGCUCAGCAGGUAUAUGGAUAGAGCUGAAGAAUUGAAGGAGUUUCUGAAGACUGGCAACAUGAGGCAGAACACAGCUGGUGUUGAACAGGGGACUGGAGUAAGCGGGAUCAAUAGUAGUAUAAAUAAUGGUCAACCAAGCCAACAGAUAGUAAGCUGUAAUCCGUUCGUCUGCGCCGCUCAGACCAGUUCUAGAGAAGACGGCGUCAGACAAACGGACGACGGACAGACGGACAGAAUAGACGAGAUUGUCGAACAUAAGGAGCCUCCCCCCUCCGCCCCUCCCUCCAAGCCGCACCUGCUCCGGCGUCUGUUCGGCCGCCAGCCCUCCAUACCGUACCUGGACGCUAAAGACUGCAGCAUCACAGCGGACACGACACAAGAAAAACCAAAAAUGGCGGCAGAAAAUAACGACGGAUGUAGAAUUACAUGAUUAUUAUAUUAAAAAGAAUUUCCCUUCUCUAUGUAACAUUCGGCUCCCAGUCUCCCCGACAGCUGAACACCAGCAUGUCACCUCGCGACUGUCUAUCUGACAACACAACACAUGUUACUGUAACACAGUAUCACAUAGUAAGACUGCGUCACAACUGUAAUGACUUGACGACUGUCAAAGAUGGUGUUAUAGUAACAGAGAGACGAUAUAAUGUGUGUGUUGAUCCGUAUUUUUAUAAAAUAUAUGAGUAGCUACUGCACAGGCAUGAGGAGCUCAUGGCUAAGCUAUAGCCGCAUAAGUGAUUCGAUCACAGGUUAAGCUAUGCUUGACGCGGUUGGUCCGUAGAUGGG